CAAGUGCGAUGUAUCGCGAGGAGACGUGAUGCGACGCGUGCCCGUCACGUCCGUUCCCGCACUCUGUCCGCGAAAUAUGUGAAUACGCGAUCGCGCGCGCGCGCGCUCUCUCUCUUUCACACACGUAUCUCAUCGGCGUUCCGGCUCUCUGUUCGAGUUUCGCGUGUCUCUUCGCCGCAUCGACAAUCCGCCCGAUCGCGUGGUUCUACCUUAGUGUUUCGUGGUUGCCAAGCCGAUGUCGGAAGUGCGCAAGAGAACGACCGUCGGCGACGCGACAUCGUCGACGGCCACGCGCGACGUCAGCGAUGAUCAGAAAGAAGAUGUUGAAUCUGAAGACGAUGCAAAAUUGGAGGUGGAGGACUUGGCAAAAACUCUACCUCAAGGAACUGACCAUACCCCGCAUAUUUUAAGUUCCAUUCUUUCCGGUCUUCCAGAUCGUUGGCGAAAUUGGAUAAUUAGAACUAUUUUCACCUGGUUUAUGAUAGCUGGGUUUUGUCUCAUUAUUUAUGGAGGUCCGUUGGCAUUAAUGAUCACAACAUUGAUUGUGCAAGUGAAAUGCUUCGAAGAGAUCAUUAAUAUUGGAUAUGCCGUGUACAGGAUUCAUGGUUUACCGUGGUUCAGAUCUUUGUCGUGGUAUUUUUUGAUAACGUCGAAUUAUUUUUUCUAUGGAGAAAAUUUAAUGGACUAUUUUGCAGUGGUGAUUAAUCGAACGGGCUAUCUACGUGUACUUGUUACAUACCAUCGAUUUAUUUCAUUUUGUCUUUACAUCGUUGGCUUUGUAUGGUUCGUACUAUCGCUUGUGAAAAAAUAUUAUAUGAAGCAAUUCUCCCUAUUUGCUUGGACGCACGUCGCAUUACUUAUUGUUGUGACACAGAGCUAUUUAAUUAUCCAAAAUAUAUUCGAAGGAUUAAUAUGGUUCAUCGUACCUGUCAGUAUGAUUGUCAUAAACGAUGUGAUGGCAUAUAUGUUUGGCUUCUUCUUUGGACGAACGCCAUUAAUAAAAUUGUCCCCGAAGAAGACUUGGGAGGGCUUUAUCGGUGGCGGUAUUUCGACUGUCAUACUUGGAGUAUUGAUAUCUUACGUUAUGUGUCAGUACCGCUAUUUCAUCUGUCCGAUUGAGUACAGCGAGACUCUUGGCAGAAUGACUAUGGAUUGCGAACCAUCAAGCUUGUUCCAACCACAAGAGUAUACCUUGCCAAGCAGUCUUCAAGUAAUGUCAAGAAUGUUAAAUGGGAAAUCUACCUUGACGGUAUAUCCAUUUAUGCUACAUUCAUUGUCGAUGUCAAUAUUCAGCUCUGUAAUUGGUCCAUUUGGAGGAUUUUUUGCUAGCGGAUUCAAACGAGCGUUCAAGAUUAAGGACUUUGGUGAUGUAAUUCCCGGCCAUGGUGGAAUAAUGGAUAGAUUUGAUUGUCAGUAUUUAAUGGCAACAUUCGUGAAUGUCUAUAUUUCUUCGUUUAUUCAAACUGCAUCGCCUCAAAAGCUAUUACAACAGGUUUACAGUCUGAAACCAGAGCAACAGUUACAACUUUUCCAAAAUCUAAGAGAUUCGUUGGAACAUAGGGGUAUGCUAAAUUAAUAUUAAAAUUAAUAUUUUUUAAGUUAAAAAUGUAUUAACAGCAAAACUGCUGCAGGGAUUAUUUUUACCUAUUAGAAAAUAUUAGAAAAGAUUCCCCGAUGUCUUUCCUAACAUUUCAGCAAACAUUAUACACAGAUGACAAUGCAAUCAGUAUCAAAUAAUUGUAAUGAUUUGUUAAACUAUGACGAUAAAAUUUAUUUUGUAAUUUGUAGGUAUGUAAGGGUCAUAUCGUAACGCUAUAGUACUGUCUAAUUGAAGAUUAACGUGGCCAGAGAUGAGAAUAGUUUUUUCCUAAUCUCUCUUUUCGCGUUUUACUUUUUUAUUAAAAGAUAAUUGAUUAUGAGAAAAUCUUUAAUAUACUUGAUCCUAGAUGGAUUUCGUAUUAUUAAGAACUCAUUGAUUUAUAUUCUGUAACUAUGGUGCACAAGUUAUGGAAAGUGAAGUAAAAAUUAUGUACCACACUGUGAUUGACUCUGGUCUAAAAGUGAUCAGUUGGAUGGAUCUAUCAUAAUUUUAACUAUUUUUGUGCAUUCCACAUUAGAUAGUUAAACUUCUGUCGAAUGCGUUAGUUUAUAUUAAACUACGGCAUUGGUAAAAAUACAAGAUAUUUUUGUCUAAAAUGAUGAACCAAAGAAAGUCGCAUUAUGAAAAUCCUGUGUUAUACAUAGCAGCAUUUAUGUAACAUUUUCUUCAUUUUCUGAAACGUUUGCUUAUCGUUUUUUUAAUUAGAUAUUACAAAAUACAGACCAAGAGAAUCAAAUGCUAUAUUUUUAUGUAAUAUAUUCUAUUUAAACGAGAUAUCUUACUUAUAUCCAGCAGAUCUCAGUAGUUUCUAUUUGUAAUCACAUUGUUAUAGUUGCAUUUAAAGUGCGAUAUGAUAGAAAUGAAUCUCGUUUGUACAUAUGCAUUAUACGUUUGUUCGUUUACGUAGAAUUGAUGUAAAGAUGUUAACAAUUCUAUGAAUAAUCUUUGUUUCGAUGAAAGGCAUUCUUUCUAUUAAAAUUAUAAUGUUUAUUGCUAUGUAUAAAAGAAAACACCUUACCAACAUAAUUGUAUCCUACGUGCAUGUACGUACUGUCAUUAAUGUUGGGUAAACGGUUCUACUUAGAAGUUUAGCAUUAUUCUUUCUUCUUUUUUAUUCAUAUUUGCUUAGUGGCAGUAAAAUAAAAGAUUAAUCAUAAUCUCUAAAUUGCAUUCUAAUAAAGUUAUUUGUAUUU
This is a messenger RNA of Vollenhovia emeryi, 2793 nucleotides long. RefSeq names its product phosphatidate cytidylyltransferase, photoreceptor-specific (gene Cds). Lineage: Eukaryota; Metazoa; Arthropoda; Insecta; Hymenoptera; Formicidae. Gene Ontology annotation, cellular component: endoplasmic reticulum membrane. Gene Ontology annotation, molecular function: phosphatidate cytidylyltransferase activity. The transcript has 10 exons. Bases 236 to 1576 code for a protein of 446 amino acids. The record is from RefSeq and is a predicted model, not a curated record.